ACCCUCCAGUUGGGAAAAGUAAAGAUUUGCAUUUACACUACCGUUUCAGUAGGAGACUCGGUAAAGAUUUACAUUUACACUAGCGUUUCAGUAGGAGACUCUUCGUCUGGAGCCACUAGCAUCCUUCAGAUUCCAGGUAACGAUCAAAUUGUGCGCACUCCAACAGGCAGGCCAUGGUGGAUAUUUAAGGACUGUCCUACUCAUCAGUAGUCUUAGAAGUAGCACAACAUUUCGGCGAGCACUUGCAUACUGCGCACGCCAUGUCGAUCUACGGAACAGUUCCUGUCAAGUUGUUCAUCGACAAGGUGAACAAAAAGGUUCUGUUUGCUGAAUCUGACAAGGACUUCGUCGACAUCCUCUUCAGUUUCCUCACGCUGCCCCUUGGCACGAUUGUCCGUCGCCUCGGUAAGCAGUCCCAGUUAGGGUGCCUUGAUGAGCUGUACAAGAGUGUGGAGAGUCUCAGCGAAGAUCACUUCCAAACCAAGGCUUGCAAGAGCAUGCUUCUUCGUCCUGUCAAUGCCGCCGCGUUUCAGUGCGAUCGGCUUAAAGUCCAAAUUGACGAUGAAAAUUCCAGAAGAUUUUACGUCUGCUGCGCUAGCAACUGUAAGAAGAUGACCCCGGUCAAGGUUAAUUAUUGCAACUGUGGCAGUGGGACAAGUUCUUGGGAAUGUCCACAUAACGUAUUUGGUACUGUUGAAGGCAAUGAUGACGGGACUUUUCUUAAAAGUGGUCUGAAGUUCAUCGUUACUGAUGAUCUCCAAGUGUCUCCUGCUUCUACUACUCUUGUGUUUUCCCUGCUCGAUAGGUUUGGGCUACAAGAGCAAGCCAAGAUUGAGGAGAAGAUUUUUCAACUCAACGCCCACAUGAUAAUUAGCCUCCUUCAGAGAGCAUCAUUGUCCAAGCAACCUUUAACUGGACUAUAUUUUGAUGUUCCUCUCUCACAAGAUGCUGUAAACAUAGAUCAGCUCCCUAAAAUCCCAAAACAAGGUGAUGGUAGUUUCUUUGCAAUCAAGAUAAAGCUUGUGCAUACAAAGGACGACUCCUCGGAAUUGUAUGCUGAAGUUGGGGAAGAUUUUGUCGAUCUUAUUUUUGGACUCCUUUGCUUUCCACUUGGCUCCGUCAUUAGGACAUACGGUCAAAUGUCUCCGAAUGGAUGUAUUGGCAACCUGUACAAUAGUAUUGAUGGGAGCGCGAAUGGAUGCGUGAAAUCAGAAUGUGAAUACUUGCUUCGUACUCCCAAGUUAGCCCCCUUCUUUGGGUGCAGCAGAGAUGUACUUCAAGCAGAAGAGCUAUGCCCAAGAAGAGUGACUUCCAGCUGCUUGAAGUGCUAUCGUACGACAAGUCAAGUAUGCACUACCCAUACAAAACCAUUAAGCGCAACUGUGAAGGAGAUGAAUCCAAAGUACGCAGACAAUGAAAGUUACUACAACAACGGUAAGGCAUAUAUCAAGGGAGGCCCCAGAAACUUCCUGGUGACCGACGAUCUGCGGGUCAUCCAUUUCUCCUUGACAAACACUCUGCAAGUCAUGCGUGCAGCCAAGGUUCCCAAGGAGGAGCUGGUGGAAAAACAACUCUCUCUCGACAAAACCCAGGUUAUGAAGCUAGUGAGAGCUGCAUUGGUGACUCGAGGUGCACUUAGCAGCGUGCUGUUGCCUCCGAAGAAAUAGUGGCAUACUGCCAUUCUAUCAUCUGAAGCCGGAUGAUGCAAAUAAGAUAUCACCAUUCCACUAUAGUUUGCUAUUGUUCCAUCCGUGCAAGUUUGAUGUUUCACCCUAGCCUUCAAGUGUGUUGCUCCCAGUAUCAUACUGUGAGUGGCUGAAACCACUAUGCCUGCAGUUUACGCAGGAUCUAUUUUGUUCAUGCCCUGUUUCAACUGCUUAAAUAACUUGCGAUACCAGGUAUUAAGUUUUGACAGAA
Molecule: messenger RNA, 1917 nt
Organism: Lolium perenne
Lineage: Eukaryota; Viridiplantae; Streptophyta; Magnoliopsida; Poales; Poaceae
Source: RefSeq, a predicted model, not a curated record